This is a messenger RNA of Elaeis guineensis (African oil palm), 2844 nucleotides long. RefSeq lists its product as uncharacterized. Gene Ontology annotation, molecular function: protein binding. Gene Ontology annotation, cellular component: cytoplasm. The record is from RefSeq and is a predicted model, not a curated record. Lineage: Eukaryota; Viridiplantae; Streptophyta; Magnoliopsida; Arecales; Arecaceae.
UUUCAUCUCCUCCUCUGUGGAGGAAUGUAGAGAGAAAGAGUACCACUUUUCUCUCGUUGGUGAAAUUUUUCUUCCUCUUUCCCCUUCUAAAAUCCUUUGCUUUCGUGCUGUUCUGUCCUCCAUUCCUUUCUUGAUUCCUUUUUUUUUUCUCUCUCUCUCUCUAUCUCUUUCUCGCUCUUCUUCUCUUUCUCUUUCUCUUUCUAUAAUAUAUUGUUUUGUGAGCCACAUGCAUCACCUGUAGGGCCUGUCGCUUCUGAAUCACAGAUCAGAGGCUCCCGCUGUUCCAUCCCUUCCUCAAGUAGGGAGGUGGGUUUUCUCUGAGAAACUCCCCCUUCGGAGCAAGAUUUGCUUGAAUUCGGCUGCUGGGUGGGCUCAAAAUCGGAUCUUUGUUCUUGGAUUUUCGCCGGUUUUCCGCCUCUGGGCACCGGCGAUUCCAAACCCGGUUCUUGGCGUCGAGUUUGAUGUGUCUUUCCGUGGGAAGUUCGGUUCCUGGGGAAAUGAGUAUUGGGUUCUUGCUGUAAUUGUGGUAAAGUUUCGAUUUUGAUGCUUUUGGUGUUCGUCCGAUGGCCGGAAUUGAUGCUUCGAAGUAUACCCACAGCCCCAUCCACCAGGCGGUGCUUGCCAGGGACUACGCCGGCCUGAAGAGAAUACUUGCUUCGGUGCCACGGCUCGCCGACCCUUCGGAGAUUUGGACGGAGGCGUCGUCGCUCGCCGAGGAGGAGAAGGCCGACCAAAUCUCGGCGGUGAUCGACCGGCGCGACGUCCCAAAUCGAGAGACGCCGCUCCACCUGGCCGUCAAGCUUGGGGAUGCCACUGCCACCGAGAUGCUCAUGGUGGCCGGCGCUGAUUGGAGCCUCCAGAAUGAGCAGGGGUGGAGUGCUCUCCAGGAGGCAAUUUGCACCCGGGAGGUGAAUCUUGCCAAGAUAAUAGUCCGGCACUACCAGCCUCUAGCUUGGGCCAAGUGGUGCCGGAGGCUGCCCCGAGUCGUGGCGACGAUGAAGAGGAUGAGGGACUUCUACAUGGAGAUCACCUUCCACUUCGAGAGCUCGGUUAUCCCUUUUAUAUCCCGAAUUGCGCCCUCUGAUACCUACAAGAUUUGGAAGAGGGGUUCCAGUCUUCGGGCCGACAUGACGCUGGCCGGUUUCGAUGGUUUUCGGAUUCAGCGGUCUGACCAGAGCGUUCUGUUCCUCGGGGAAGGGUCUGAGGAUGGGAAGGUGCCACCAGGAUCACUGUGCAUGAUUUCUCACAAGGAUAAGGAGGUGAUGAAUGCUUUGGAUGGCGCUGGGACUCCGGCCAGCGAGUCGGAGAUCCAGCAAGAAGUGUCGGCGAUGUCCCAAACAAACAUUUUUCGGCCAGGAAUUGAUGUGACUCAGGCUGUGCUGCUCCCACAGUUGACAUGGAGGAGGCAGGAGAGGACAGAGAUGGUAGGCCCCUGGAAGGCCAAGGUGUAUGACAUGCAUCAUGUGGUGGUUAGUGUGAAGUCUCGGCGGGUCCCCGGUGCUAUGACGGAUGAGGAGUUCUUUUCUUCUUGCAAUGAGAAUGAUGCUGAGAGUGAAGAAUUUGAGGACAUCCUCACAGAGGAGGAGAGGAAGCAAUUGGAAAAUGCACUUAAGAUGGAAUCCCCAGAUAUGAUUGAAGAAAGUCGGUCUGAUGGGUUCAUUGCGCACCGGCAUAGUUGCUAUGAGCAAAGGGAGAUUCCGAUUGAAGACAUGAGUAGCUGCAGUAACAGUGAGAGUAAGCAAGAGAAAAAGGGUUGGUUUGGUGGUUGGGGAAAGAGGGGUCAGACUCACAAGCAAGAAGGGCAGAAGUUUGUGCCGCCAAGGAGCUCACUUUGUGUGGAUGAGAAGGUAAGUGAUCUCCUUGGUGAUUCUCCUUCUAGGUGUCAAGGCAGGCCGGGAAGACAUUCGGUGGAGGUUGAUCUUAGGAGAGGAAGGGAUAGAGAUUCAAAAAAAUAUGUUGCUAGUUUAGAAAAUGGACAUCGGCAUAAAGAGAUUAGCAAGGAGAGUGAGUAUAAGAAGGGUUUAAGGCCUGUUCUCUGGCUUUCUCCUAACUUUCCUCUUCGGACUGAAGAGCUGCUACCAUUGCUUGAUAUUCUUGCAAACAAGGUCAAGGCAAUCCGUCGUCUAAGGGACCUACUUACAACCAAGCUUCCUCCUGGAACUUUCCCAGUCAGGGUGGCAAUUCCAGUCAUACCUACCAUCCGGGUGCUGGUUACAUUCACAAAGUUUGAAGAGUUACAACCCUUGGAAGAGUUUGAAACCCCUCCUUCAAGCCCUGAAAGCAAGAUCCCUGCAGCACCAUCAUCAAGCUCCUGGAUUCAGUGGAUAAAGGCACCUUACCGUCAGUCCUACUCCACAACAUCAGGACCAAGCAGCCGUGUGGAAGAUAUCCAGGAUCCUUUUGUGAUACCACCUGAUUACACUUGGACGACUCCAGAGGCGAAGAAAAAGAAGAUGCAGGAAAGCAAGAGCAAGUCCAAGAAAGUAAAAGGUCACAACCAAUGAAACCUUAGGGAGGAGAAGAUGUACAUUGAGAAACAUGUGCAGUGAUGGAUGCUACUACCCAUGACCGGUUGCCGGAGCUUCACAAGGCUAUUUCGGUAAAAGAUGACUUAUUAUGCCCAACUGGGAUUGCAAGCUUGGGCUGAACUUAAUGGGAAGUAAAUUUAAGAAACCUUCAGGAAUGGUGAUCCAAAACCUCAGGAACCACUUGUAACCAAAUUCAAUGUGUUUAAAAUUUGUUGGAACAUUCUUUCUUGUGCCAAGUAUUGGUACACAUGCAUGCUGCUAUUUUCAAGGACUAAAAAGCCUAAAUUAACAGGUGUAAUUAUGUCUUUCUUUUUCC